Scatophagus argus is the source of this 3610-nucleotide messenger RNA. RefSeq names its product unc-45 myosin chaperone A (gene unc45a). The transcript is spliced from 19 exons. The record is from RefSeq and is a predicted model, not a curated record. Gene Ontology annotation, molecular function: Hsp90 protein binding. Bases 146 to 2974 code for a protein of 942 amino acids. NCBI's taxonomy places the organism in Eukaryota, Metazoa, Chordata, Actinopteri, Scatophagidae.
ACGUGCUCCGGACACCCGGAAGUGGAGCGAUAUGUGACAUGUUUAGCCGAAGUUAGCGGUGUUUGUGAGCAAGUGGAGUAUAUUUAUAUUUUUGCCAUAUUUUCGCCGCACAAAGCAACGUUGUUUUGUUUGUACCAUCUUGAAGAUGAGCGAGAGUGACAAGGAAAAGGACCCUGCAGCCCUGAAGGAAGAGGGAAACAAUCUUUUCAAGGCAGGAGACAUGCAGGGCGCUGUAUGCUGUUACACCAAAGCAUUAAAGCUUAGUAACAAAGAAGCGGAGAUUGCUGUUUUGUACCGCAACCGCUCUGCCUGUUACCUGAAACUGGAGGAGUACAACAAGGCAGAAGCUGAUGCCUCCAAAGCACUCGAUAAUGACCCAGGUGAUGUGAAAGCCAGGUUCCGGAGAGCUCAGGCUUUCCUGAAACUCGGUCGGCUUGACCAGGCCUUUCUGGAUGCUCAGAAGUGUGCCCAGCUGGAGCCCAAAAACAAAGCCUUCCAGGAUCUGCUCAGACAGCUGGGAGCACAAAUCCAGCAGAAGUCGAUGCAACUAAACUCCACAGAUGCUCGUGUGCAGCAAAUGUUCUCCCUCCUCUUGGAUGCAUCCGCAAAAGAUGCAGAUCGACAAAAGGCUGCUCAGAAUCUGGUGGUAUUAUCUCGUGAAGAUGCAGGCGCUGAGCAGAUCUUCCGGAACGAUGGAGUGAAGCUGAUCCAGAAACUUCUUCAGUCAAAGCAGGAGGAUGUUGUUCUUUCUGCCCUGAGGACCCUGGUUGGUUUGUGCACGGGCCAUCAGUCCAGAACUAUGGCUAUAGUGAACGAGCUGGGAAUGGAGCAGCUGUGUGCAGUAAUGGGAUCAGGAGCCUCCACUGUGUCUUUGGCUGCCUGCCACCUGCUGCAGGUGAUGUUUGAGGCUCUGACGGAGGGCAUGAAAAGAGAGAUCAGAGGGAAAGAUGAAGCCAUACUUCCUGAACCUUCCAAGGAGCUACGUUCAAUGAUAAGCCACCUCUUGGAAAUGAUACCAGCAUCUAAUGUGUUGGGACCAGGCAGAGACAGCGCCAUCAACCUCCUGGUCAAACAAGUUCCCCGAAAGUCUUUGAAAAAUCCAGAUAACUCCCUCACAUUGUGGUUGAUAGACCAGGGACUAAAGAAAAUCCUGGAGGUAGCCGGGACAGUCCCUGAACUCUCAGAGGGACCACCCCUAACAGACAAUUCCCACAUGAGCUGCUCUGUCUUGCUUAGCAAACUCUACGAUGACCUGAAAAGUGACAAAGAAAGGGAGAACUUUAAUAAACUGUGUGAAGAAUAUGUACAGACACACUUUAGUCGAUCUGGCUUAGAUGCCAAGCUGCGAGCAAUCCAGACGGUAUCGGUGCUCCUUCAAGGACCCAGUGACGUUGGUAACAGAACUCUGGAGAUGUCAGGGAUGAUUGAUGCAGUGAUCUCACUGUGUGCCUCCGAAGAUGUAACUCAUCAGCAGGUAGCCGUGGAGGCUCUAAUCCAUGCUGCAGGCAAAGCCAAGAGGGCCUCCUUCAUCACAGCCAAUGGCGUGACACUUCUGAAGGACCUCUACAAGAGGAGCGAGAAUGACAGAAUACGUGUGAGAGCCUUGGUGGGUUUGUGCAAACUUGGAUCAGCAGGAGGGACAGAUUUCAGCAUGAAGCAGUUUGCAGAGGGAUCCACGCUGAAGCUGGCCAAACAGUGCAGGAAGUGGCUGUGUAAUGAGUCUCUGCCUCCAACAUCCCGCCGGUGGUCUGUGGAAGGACUCGCCUACCUGACCUUUGAUGCUGAUGUGAAGGAGGACUUAGUGGAAGACAAGAAUGCUCUCCUGGCCAUGUGCGCACUAGCAAAGUCUGAGGAUAAGACAGUGCUCUUUGCCGUGGGCUCCACAUUAGUGAAUUGCACCAACAGCUACGAUGUGGAGAAGCCAGAUCCUCAGAUGGUCGAGCUGGCCAAGUAUGCCAAGCAACACGUGCCCGAGGAGCACCCGAAGGAUGCACCUUCCUAUGUGGAGAAAAGACUGAAGAAGCUGCUGGAGGCUGGUGUGGUGUCUGCACUGGUGUGUAUGGUCAAACAGGAGAGUCCUGCCCUCACAGAGGCUUGUAGGGAGUGUAUUGCCAGGGUCUUUUUGGCUUUGGUGGAACAACAGGAAGACCGAGGCACAGUGGUGGCACAGGGUGGAGGAAAGGCUUUGAUCCCACUGGCAUCUGACAACACAGAUGUGGGUAAAAUCAAAGCAGCACAAGCGCUGGCAAAAAUAGCCAUCACAUCUAACCCAGAGAUUGCUUUUCCAGGAGAAAGGAUCUAUGAGGUGGUGCGCCCCCUUGUCAGUCUUCUGAGUCUAGAAUGUACUCUGCUGCAGAACUUCGAGGCACUCAUGGCUCUCACCAACUUAGCUGGCAUCAGUGAGAGACUCAGGCAAAAGAUCAUAAAGGAGAAGGCAGUCCCGAAAAUUGAGGGCUACAUGUUUGAGGAGCACGACCUGGUGCGAGCUUCAGCCACAGAAUGCAUGUGUAAUUUGGUUUUAAGCACAGAGGUGCAGAAGCUGUUUGUGGCCACUGGAAACGAUCGGCUGAAGCUGCUUGUGCUCUACAGUGGAGAGGAGGACGAGAGGCUGCGGAAAGCUGCGGCAGGAACUUUGGCUAUGCUGACCGCUGAGCAACCUGAGAUCUGCGCCCGCAUCCCUGGGACAACGACACACUGGUUGGAGAUAGUGCAGGCACUGUUGCUCAGUGAAAUGUCCGACCUACGACAUCGGGGAGUGGUCAUAGUUCAGAACAUGAUGCAGGCAGAGAAGAGUCUGGCUGAGAUGAUGAUGGAGAGUGAAGCUCUGGAGAUUCUGUCUGUCUUGGCGAAGGGAGGAGAGAGCAUACAGGAAGCUGUCUCUAGGAUAGCUCAGAACUGUCUGGACAAGGCAGUGGAGUAUGGCAUCAUCAAGACCAGGGAAGGGAAGGAAAACGCCGCAGGGACUGAACCCUGAAAAACAGCUGCUGUGUGUGGAUGUGCUUCCCCCCAAUAUUCCAGUGUUUUUUAGUAUUAUGUGGGACCAGCAGAGACAUUUCACUUUUGCAGGAAAUCGGUUUUGAUCUGAAUGGGUUCAAGCUGGUAAUGAAAUGACGAUGUGUCUUAACCAAAAACUGUGAAAAGCAAUCUUUAAAAAGAAAAAAAAAAAAAAAAAAGAUACCAGAAACCAGCUGAUAUUCACAGUGUUUUGUGACAAAUGAGCUUUGUUUGCUGUUUCACAUAGCUUUUCCACUGAUUGUAUUUAUCAUAAUCAUACUGGGGUUUUUUUCCCACUAAGAGACCAGUGAGGCUAUGCUUCAUUAUGGACUAAAGAUUGUCAUUCCUUGAUAUUUGCGAACAUUUUUGUUUCCGUCAUUAUUUUUCUCCAAAAUAUUUUCUCUUUACGUUCAAUUUUAUACACUACGAUUUUCAUUCGUCUUAUUUUGCCAUUAACAACAACACACCAUAAACAUUUUCAUAUGAUUGUGCACUGUGUUUUAAAUAGUAAUUAUCAUAAUUAUUAUUAUCACUCCACUACAUUCCCGGUGUCUUAAUUGUAGUGUAGACGGUUUUCUCAUUUUAAACACAUGGGCAGAAAAAUAAACCUCUGUAC